UAUAAAUAAUAUUUAUUGUUCACAGGUGGGGAACAAGACGAAGAUGCAACGAAACUUAUAUAAAAAUCAUACGAAGGUUUGUAAUCUACUAUGGUUUUUUUGAAAAUGUACUAUGUAGAAAAAACGGUGUACUAAUCAGAUAAUGACACCUGCCUAUAGGUCGAUGCGUCAAUCAAAUACUGACAUGUGUCAACACAAGUAGCAAUGCACCAAUCCGCGCUCCAUUAAAAAUCUAGCGUAGUUUCGAAAUGGAAACAGAGAGAGAGAGAGAGAGAGAUGAUGAUGAGAGGCAAAGACGAAUCGAUGAGAGAGCGACUUUCUUCAUCUCGCGAUCCGACGAUCACCAUUGAGAAGGAAGGAGAGACGCGGAGAGAAGUAGAAGAGCUGAGGAGAAAGCUAGCCAUGGAGAAGAAACGGAUGAAUCGGAUUAAGCUUUGCAGUUCGAUGGAGCUUCUUCUUCUCGUCGUUCUGGUUCUGUUGCUUUCCACGUUCGUCCUAGUCUUCUUUCUCUCAUCUCCUUGAUUGUAUCAGCGUCUGUUGCUAGUUCCAAUUCGAUCACAUUAUCAUCUUAUCUUAUGUUAAAGGGAUGGUCAUCACCUUGAUUGAUUACA
Messenger RNA from Brassica napus (rape), 611 nucleotides. RefSeq lists its product as uncharacterized. Lineage: Eukaryota; Viridiplantae; Streptophyta; Magnoliopsida; Brassicales; Brassicaceae. The coding region runs from base 277 to 522 and encodes 81 amino acids. The record is from RefSeq and is a predicted model, not a curated record. The transcript is spliced from 2 exons.